GAGGCGCUGCGGACGAAGGAAAAUAAAUUAAUAAAAAAAAAGAGAGUCUAAAAAAGUGCGGUUAUGUGAGGCUUGUUGUUUUCUUUGUUAUUGUUGUUGUUUUUAGAAUGAGCGUAAAGGGCAGGACGGGAGUGUUCUGAGAGCAUGCAAGAUAGGUUCUGGCUGACGAAGCGACUUUUGGUUAUAGUUAUAUUUUUGGUUAUCAUCUUGGUCUUCAAGAGCUGGCUGCAAUGACGACGAAGAAGGUGUCGUACUUCUACAAUCCGGACGUGGGCAACUUCCACUACGGUACAGGACACCCGAUGAAGCCCCAUCGUUUAUCAGUUAUUCACAGUUUGGUUUUAAAAUACGGCUUGCAUAAUAAGAUGUCCAUUUACAGGCCCUACAAGGCUAGCGUGCACGACAUGUGUAGAUUCCACUCGGACGAGUACAUAGAUUUCCUCCAGAGAGUGACACCGCAGAAUAUACAGGCUUUCACCAAGCACCUGAGCCACUACAACGUAGGGGACGAUUGUCCCGUGUUUUACGGCCUCUUUGAUUUUUGUUCGAUGUACACGGGCGCUUCGCUGGAGGGCGCCAUGAAGUUGAACAACAACCACUGCGAUAUUGCUAUAAAUUGGUCGGGCGGUCUGCACCAUGCCAAGAAGUUCGAAGCGUCCGGUUUCUGUUACGUGAACGACAUAGUCAUCGGUAUUUUGGAACUGCUGAAGUACCACGCGAGAGUAUUAUACAUAGACAUUGAUGUGCAUCACGGGGACGGCGUGCAAGAGGCCUUCUAUCUAACGGAUCGCGUGAUGACCGUCAGCUUCCACAAGUAUGGAAAUUACUUUUUUCCAGGAACGGGUGAUAUGUACGAAAUUGGCGCCGAGACAGGACGAUAUUACUCGGUGAACGUGCCGUUCAAAGAGGGCAUCGACGAUGUCAGUUACUUCCAAGUCUUCAAGCCGGUGAUCUCGAAUGUGAUGGAGUUCUACAAUCCCACUGCGAUCGUGCUGCAGUGCGGAGCGGACUCCUUGGCUGGCGAUAGGUUAGGGUGCUUCUCGUUGAGCACCAAGGGUCACGGCGAAUGCGUCAAGUUCGUCAAGGAUCUGAACGUUCCGACUUUGGUGGUCGGCGGCGGCGGAUACACCUUGCGCAACGUGGCCAGGUGUUGGACUUACGAAACUUCCCUCCUCAUCGACGAGGAGAUCAGCAAUGAACUUCCCUACACCGAAUACCUGGAGUUCUUCGCGCCCGAUUUCAGUUUGCAUCCGGAGGUCGUGACGAGGCAGGAGAACGCCAACAGCAGGCAAUAUUUAGAAGCAAUCACAAAGUACGUGUACGACAAUCUGAAGAUGUGUCAACAUUCCCCGAGCGUGCAGAUGCACGACGUCCCUCCGGACGCCAUCCACGAGGACGAGAAGAUCAAGGAGGAGGAGAAUCCGGACGUGCGGAUCAGUCAGGACCUCGAGGAUAAGAUGGUGGACGCCAAAAACGAGUUUUACGACGGCGACAAGGAUCAGGAUAAGCCCGACGAAGACCUAUAGAAAGAGCACCACUCCUCACUCAAUCCUUUUUAAUUUUAUUUUUUACUUUGUAACUAUAGACUAUAUAAUUUAAAACGUAUAAAAAAAAACACACUAA
This is a messenger RNA of Nicrophorus vespilloides, 1623 nucleotides long. It is a transcript of the gene HDAC3, whose product is annotated as histone deacetylase 3. The transcript is spliced from 4 exons. The record is from RefSeq and is a predicted model, not a curated record. Lineage: Eukaryota; Metazoa; Arthropoda; Insecta; Coleoptera; Silphidae. Gene Ontology annotation, molecular function: histone deacetylase activity. The coding region runs from base 231 to 1526 and encodes 431 amino acids.